UUUGUAUUACAAAUAAGGAAGUUGUGCCACGUUUUGCCUUGGAACAUUUAGUUGGACAUUAGGUUGUUUUGACGAGUAACGAAAGGGAAAAAUAGGAUGGAAAAUCAUGUAACCUCCAAUGAUGAUUAUGGGAAAUUGCUAUUCGAUAAAGAUUUGUUAACGGCAAUUGACUUUACCGAAAGUCAGAGACGACUGGACUUGCUAGUAUCACCAUCUAAUCUUGGAGACAACUUUAACAUGAGACCUCUUUCUGAAAAUGAUUACGAGAAAGGUUAUAUUGAUCUUUUAGCUCAGCUAACCUCAGUGGGCAACAUACACAAAGAAAAAUACUUAAAAAGGUUUCGUGAGAUGAAAGAAUGCCCCAACACAUACUACAUUGUUGUAAUUGAGGAUACUGCUAUCAAAAAGAUAGUUGCAGCUGCAUCUCUUGUUUUGGAACAGAAAUUCAUUCAUGAAAUUGCCUUGAGAGGUCGCAUUGAAGAAGUUGUAGUUCAUAGUGCAUAUAGAGGAAAGCAUUUUGGAAAACUGUUAGUUGAAUGUGUAACACUAUUAGCAAAAGAUCUCGGAUGCUACAAAAUCAGCUUGGACUGUAAGGAACCACUACUGUCCUUUUAUAAAAAAUUUGGAUAUAAGGAUGAGGGUGUUCAUUAUUUAGUCAACAGAGUAUAUAAUUAGAGGGUUUAUAUUAACACUAUAAAAAUAAAUGGAUUAAUGUAAUUAUAUAACAAAUUGUAAAUUCUUAAAAUAAUGAUAAAUACAUUCCAUUGUUGGUAAUGAAUAAUCAA
Molecule: messenger RNA, 785 nt
Organism: Xenia sp. Carnegie-2017
Lineage: Eukaryota; Metazoa; Cnidaria; Anthozoa; Malacalcyonacea; Xeniidae
Product: glucosamine 6-phosphate N-acetyltransferase-like
Exons: 6
Coding region: 97-675 (192 amino acids)
Biological process (GO): UDP-N-acetylglucosamine biosynthetic process
Cellular component (GO): endoplasmic reticulum; endoplasmic reticulum-Golgi intermediate compartment; Golgi apparatus
Molecular function (GO): monosaccharide binding; glucosamine 6-phosphate N-acetyltransferase activity
Source: RefSeq, a predicted model, not a curated record